Messenger RNA from Rhodamnia argentea, 1693 nucleotides. RefSeq names its product CBS domain-containing protein CBSX5. The record is from RefSeq and is a predicted model, not a curated record. Bases 47 to 1267 code for a protein of 406 amino acids. The transcript has 3 exons. Lineage: Eukaryota; Viridiplantae; Streptophyta; Magnoliopsida; Myrtales; Myrtaceae.
CUCUCUCUCUCUCUCUUCUCCCCGCCACGCAAAGAUCGUAUUUUGCAUGGCAGCUGGGUUGUUCAGUCACAGAGUCAGCGACCUCUGCCUCGGCAAGCCCGCUCUGAGGUCGCUCUCCGUCGCCGCCACCGUCGGCGACGCCCUGUUCGCCCUGAGGAACUCCGAGGACAGCUUCCUCAGCGUCUGGAGCUGCGACCACCGCUCCGGCACGACGGUGCCGUCGCAUGAAGGAGGAGAGGGAGGAGAGUGCCGCUGCGUGGGGAAGCUGUGCAUGGUGGACGUCAUCUGCUACCUCUCCAGCGAAGACAACCUCUCGUCUCCUUCGGAGGCGUUGAAAGCGCCCGUCUCUGCUCUUUUGCCGAAGAUCCCCGGCCAAGUCGUGCAUGUCGAGCCUUCAUCGAGACUGGUGGAAGCGAUCGAUCUCCUUCUGCAAGGAGCUCAAAAUCUAGUCGUGCCAAUUCAAACUAGGUCCCCAAGAAGGAAACAGCACCAAAAACUAUCUUCCUCAACAGGACCCAUCACAAUUCACAAAGGGCAGGAAUUCUGCUGGCUAGCUCAAGAAGAUGUGAUCAGGUUCCUCCUCAACUCCAUCGGCAUAUUCUCUCCCAUCCCUGCGCGGUCCAUCGACACUCUCGGCCUCAUAAACGCCCAAGUCCUCGCGGUUGACUACCAUUCCCCUGCUUCGGCGGCGGUCGAGGCCAUCUCUCGCUCUCUCGUCGAGCAAACCUCGGUAGCCGUGGUGGACGGGGAAGGGAUCUUGAUCGGCGAGAUCUCUCCUUGCACGCUCGCCUGCUGCGAGGAGACGGCCGCAGCGGCCGUGGCGACGCUCUCCUGCGGCGACCUCAUGGCCUACAUCGACUGCGGCGGCCCGCCGGAAGAUCUCGUCCGGGUGGUGAAAGAGCGUUUAGAGGAGAGGAAUUGGAAAGGAAUGUUGGAAGAGUUCGCGAUAUCGUCGGCGCCAAGUAAUUCGUCGACGACGUCCUCCUCCUCCUCCUCGUCGGACGAGGAGAGUUUCUCAUCCCCGAGCACUAAAUUGGCAAGAUCAGGGAAGUACAGCAGAUCUCACAGUUACUCAGCUAGGAUGGUGAGGAGGUCAGAGGCAAUAGUUUGUCACCCAAAGAGUUCAUUGAUGGCCGUGAUGAUUCAAGCCAUAGCAUACCGGGUGAACUAUGUGUGGGUCAUUGAGGACGAUUGUAGCUUGGUGGGAAUCGUCACAUUCUCUAGCAUGUUGGAAGUUUUCAGUGAACUUUUGGAGAAUUUGGAGUAGAGGGUCUUUCUUUCCUUUUCCUUUUUUUACUUUUGGUUAUUAUGGAUUGUUAUGGAUAUUAUUGACCGGGUCAGAACAGAAUGCUGAAAUUGUGGGAUGGGAGGAUGGGAAGACCCCCCAAAAAAAAAAAAAAAAAAAAGCUAAGGAAGCUUUCGUAUUUUCCUUUGUUUGAUCAAGAUCAUGAGGAGGGUCUGUGGCUAAAUGAUUUGAUUAUGUUGAUUUCCCUUUUCUAAAGAAACCCUUCUAAUCUUUUGGUCAUAUGAUAUUGGAUUUUGGGUUAUCUUUCUUUGUCCCAGAUUGUCUUGAGGUUUUCUUGUUUACAUCAUCGAUGACGGUUCUGUUUGAGAUUGUGUCAUGUGCAUGUGCUCGUCCGUUGUUGUCUUGUUCAUAAAUAAAUGGGGGAGGGGGAGUUAUUUUUGGGUCUGA